UUCCAUAACCACAACGCAACCUCCACCUCAACCUGGUUGAGCCGAACCAUUCCACCUCGUCCCUCGCCCACACGCAACCAAACCCAGCGAGUUCCAGCCAUGGCGCCGCCGCCACGCCGCCGCGACUCGCCGCAGGAGCUCCCCGACGAGCUCAUCGUGGAGAUAUUCCUCCGUUUCCCGCUCGAUGAACCAUCGUGCCUCCUCCGCGCCUCCCUCGUCAGCAGGCGCUUGUACCGCGCCGUUUCCGACCCCUUUUUCCGCCAACGCCUCCACGAGCUCCACCGCACACCCCCCGCGCUCGGCUUCCUCCACAACAGGGACGACGAGGACAUCCCGCGCUUCGUCCACAGCACCGCCUCAGCCUUCCCCCUCGCCGCCCCGGACGAUCACCCCAGCUGGGAGGUGGUCGUCGAUUGCCGCCAUGGCCGCGCCCUAUUCCUCAUCCACUACCAGGUUGCUAGGGAGCUCCUCAUCUGGGAGCCAAUCACGGGCGCCCAGCACCGCGUACCUGUGCCCGCGGCGUUCGAGAACCUCUGCCCGACCGCGGCCGUGUUCUGCCCAGUGGAGGGCUGCAGCCACUACAACUGCAUUGGGGGUCCCUUUCGCGUGGUCUUCGUCUUCGCGGUCGAUGACAACGAUGAGGCCAAGUUUUUCACGUCGGCGAGCGUUUAUUCGUCGGAGACGGGCACGUGGGGCGAGGUGACCAGGAUACUCAACCGGGCCGUCUGUUUUUCUUCUCCAUACAGGUCCAGCGUGCUCGUUUGGAGGUCUCUGUUCUACUUCAUGGCUGACGGAUCCGAUAUCUUGGAAUAUGACUUGGACAGUCAUGCCCUGGCUCGAUUGGAGUCACCAGACCCCUACACGGAUACAUUUAGCCUCAUGGUGGCAGAGGACGGUGGACUGGGAGUUUGUAAAGUCUCUGAUCCACAACAACUCAAAUUGUGGUCAUGGCAGGAGAGUGAUGACGACGACACUGAUGGACAAUGGGUACUGAGUCGGGUCAUCUACUUGGGCAAUUUGCUACCAAAUGGUGCUCUGCCUCUGAGUUCACUAUCAAAGCGUGUGUUGUUCUUUGCCGAGGUAGCAAAUGUCAUUUUCGUGACCACGGAUGAUGGAGUCUUCACAAUCGAGUUACAGUCGGAGCGGGCGAAGAAGGUGUGCGACCAUCACUUCUGGUGUUUGGUUCCAGUUGUCAGCUUCUACACUCCUCUGCGGUUGUUGAACCUUAGUGAGGAAGCAGGUGGUGAGGAAGGGGGAGUGAAGGAGGAGAAAACAGUAGAGCGAGCUCAUCAGCUGUUCGGUAAGGGGACCAAUGCUGUCAAGGAGGGGGACUUUGAUCACUCCUUCAUCAACCACGACCUCAAGACCAGGAGUGUAUCAAAUGAAGAAUCAGUGAUGGGUACAAGCAGCAAAGAUGAUGCUGGGAACUCAAAGAUCUCUGGUAGCAAUAUUAUGGAUGCUGCUUCACCUUCGGAGAAAGGUGAUUCUGAAGAAGGGUCCAAACUGAACUCUGACAAGAAUUAAGGCACCUCAAAGAAGUGAAUACUGCUGAAGACAUGGUCUCAAGAUGGCGUCUCAAGCUGCAGAGUAGGGAUUAAUCUCCUAAGGGUUCGUGUGGAAGGAUGCUCCGUAUUGGGAUGAUUCAGACUCUCUUCGUUGUAAGCUCAGUGAUCAUUUGAUAAACGUUUGAUAGCUGUCAUGUGCAUGUUUCGUCAAUUGCAAGAAAACGAUACUCUGUUUUCUGUAAGACUUGUUUUGUCUGCUCUUGCCGCAGUUCUGUGUUGAAAAAAAAAUGUUUGUAAGGGUUCGGGUAGAUUUCUAAUUCUUAGAGGCAGGCUGAGGCUAUCCAAGACAUAUGUUGUUUGCAAUCAGCAUUUGUAUUUUGUAUAUGUUCUGUCUGGGACAUAACAAUUCAUUUUUGCCCAAAGGAAUUUCUCAAAACUUGCAAAGAUAGCGUGCAACCUGUUAUGCACUCACAUCAGUCAGAUUAGUAUUUUUUUUC
This is a messenger RNA of Brachypodium distachyon (stiff brome), 2002 nucleotides long. RefSeq lists its product as uncharacterized. The record is from RefSeq and is a predicted model, not a curated record. Gene Ontology annotation, molecular function: protein binding. Bases 100 to 1524 code for a protein of 474 amino acids. The transcript is spliced from 3 exons. NCBI's taxonomy places the organism in Eukaryota, Viridiplantae, Streptophyta, Magnoliopsida, Poales, Poaceae.